Molecule: messenger RNA, 2989 nt
Organism: Tachysurus vachellii
Lineage: Eukaryota; Metazoa; Chordata; Actinopteri; Siluriformes; Bagridae
Gene: mfsd13al
Product: major facilitator superfamily domain containing 13a-like
Exons: 6
Coding region: 104-1501 (465 amino acids)
Source: RefSeq, a predicted model, not a curated record
UUGUAGCUCCCAACGCCUACUUCCGUACACAAUGAGUAGUUUGAGUAGUUUUGACUAUUUUGUCUUCGCACGUUUAUAGUUUUCUGAAUCCAGACAAAUAAUCAUGAAGGUUUUGAGGCUGUCGACACAUCCAGCCUCAGUGGCUUACUGCAUGACGACACUCGGCUCCAGCAUGAUGAACAGCAUGUUUAGUUUUUAUUACGUCAAACUCUUCCUGAACAAAUACAACAUAUCAGAGGGAGAUUUCCACAAGUCUCAGGUGGUGUACAUGAUCUGGAACGCGCUGAACGACCCGCUCUUCGGCUACCUGCAGGACAACUCUCGCAUUCCAUGCUGCUCUCAGCGCCGGAUGUCCAUCCUGUAUGGCGCUCCUUUCUACAGCCUGGCCUUUCUGCUCGCCUGGUUCCCGUGGCGAUCGUACGAGGCGGGCGACUGGCUGAGCGGCAUGCACCUGGUCAUCACGCUGUGUGCCUUUGACGGCAUGCUGACCUUCGUGCUCCUGGCCCAGUGCGCCCUCUUCGCCGAGAUCUCGGAGAACCACCAGAUCCGGCUGAGGCUCAUCAAGUACAGCCAGGUGGCGUCUCUUAUCGGCUCGUCCAGCGUGCUGUUCUGUGGCCUCAUCUCCCAAAACAUGGACGACUUCUUUGCCUUCCAGGUCUUCUGCGUCUUGGUGGCGCUGCUAGGAUGCGCCUGCAUGAUCUACACGGGCUUCUACAGCGAGAGCCGCUUUGACGCGAAGGUCACCGAGGUCAGCUCGCAUCAGCCUCCUCUGUCGCUCACCGCCGUGUCAACCAUGACCAAGCAGAUCCUCACCAAUCGUGACUUCCAGCUGUUUGUGAUCAUGAACUUCUUCCAGGUUUUCCUCUUGGCCUUCUUUAACAACUUUGCCAUGAUCUUCGCGGACCACCUCAUCCCACCAGACGUCCUGCCGUGGCUGGCCAAGAGCCUCAUGUACGGAGCCGGAUUUAUCUGCCCCCAGUUACUGGUGUUGUGCAGUCAGAAUCUGCUGCAUGUGUUGGGUUAUUACCGCAUCGUCCUCAUCACAUUUGCUGUGGAAGCAGGAGGGGCAAUGAUGAUGCUGCUGCUCGGCGCCGGACACUACUACUGUCUCGCUGUGUUCAUCACUGUCAACAUGAUUUUGGUCCAGGCCUCUUUCAGCCUCUUUAACCUGCCGCUAGCUGACAUCAUCGACUCUGACCUGCAGAAGUACAAGCGCAGCUCUCCGCUUUCAUCGAUGGUUUUCGGGACCAACGCUCUCUUCACCAAACCCGCACAGUCUUUAGCACCCAUGCUGGUGGUCUCCAUUUUAAACCAGUAUGGCUACGAGGAGAUGAAGGUUGGGAACGUGACAGAUCAGAGUGCCCUGGAGGCUCUCCACACCACCAUGUUCUACCUGAUCUGCUUGGUACCGCUGUGCAUCACCUCUCUGCAGUUUCUCUUCUGGAAGCCUUUCUCCAUCAGAGAGAGUCACACGACUGACUCAAAGUACAUAGAGGGAUGAUUUCACGAAGAACCACCGACAUUUCCAUCAAUAUAAUUACAUCAGUGUACUUUUCUUUUAGGACAUAUAUUUUAGAAUAUACAGGUUUGGGAAUUUUUUUUAUUUUAUUUUAUUAGUACUAGGAUUUUGAAAUACUACUGAAACAUUAAUACGGAUGCACUUGAAAAUGGCAGAUUUUUCUCAUCCAUGCGGUAAUGUUUAUAAGACAAAAACAACAAAAUGUGACUUUUAUUCUCUUGGUGGUGGUACAGGAGAUCUUGAGACGAUGUGAAUGUGGCGUGGGGGAUGUGGAAUGAGGGAUGUCUAGUGUUAAUUCUAGCGGUUUUUUUUACGGGGAAUGCUAAUAUCAUGUGCUAGGAUUCAGUAAAAAUUAAAAUGCCUGAAGCACAGACAAAAUAUCACUACUAUGACAAUCGUUUUAAAUAUCAUUUAAAAAGCAAAAUACAAAGUCUCUUCAUAUUAAAUAAGAGGCCAAUUUUUCACAGUAUGUAAUAAAAUAUUCAUCAAUAUGUGUUAAAUAUUAACAUACAGUAUUCAGGUAGGAUAUAUAACAGACAGACAACGAACAAACAAAGCAACCAUAAUCCAGUUCAAACAGAAAUAUUAAUAAUCUUUAUCUGGGCUCCAUUACGUAAAGGGGGCCAAUACUUUUGGAGAUUGAUUAUUAAAAGACUGACUGGAGUUAUGAUCAUGUUACAAUCUACAUUACUAUGUUAUUCAUUACAUUAAUAUCACCUAGUCCUGGAGCGUGACAGGUGGAAUAUAUUUACCUGUUUUUCUCUUUUUAAAUAGAAGGUAAAAUGUGGUUUUACAUCAUCACUAAUGUCCUAAAAACACAAUAGUAAUAAUGACAUUGCAGGCUCUUUUAAUAAAUAUAGAAAUAAAAACAAUCAAACAAACAAAAAAUCCACCAAAUUAUGCCAAUUUGCACGCCAUUACAUCAAGGGUGCCAAUACUUUUGAAGUUGUAUUGUAAAAUUAGCUGAUUGGAUCUAGGGUCAUAUCAAGUCAUGAAAAAGGGGAAAAAAAUUAUCUUUUAUUGGUGGAAGAGAAAAAAAAGACUUUUGAAGACUUUCCUUUUGUGCCCGUUGUUCAGUGCCAGGCACUCGAAUGCCAGUUACCUGCUGAUAGCCACGCCCACAAAAGUCCAUAAAAGGCAAACAGGCAGCUGAAACUCGUCAAGAUUCUAUAGGGUAACAAAGCGCCCCCUUGCUGUACAUCCGCACAAGUCAUUUGUCAUUUGUAGGGGUGGUUAACAUUGUUAGCUAUGUACUGUAUAGUCUUCUAUACUGCUAAAGCAAAGAAAGCUAAUUGUACCGCAUUCUCUUUUAGAGGGUGCCAUUACUUUUGUUCCACCUGAACGGAACGUCUUAUUUUGUCUUAAUUUAUGAAUUUAAAAAUAAAUUCAUACCUGUAUUGAGUUUACGAGGCAUAUUUUCUGUACAAUUAUUUUCUGGGAAUAAAAGGUUUACUCCAUUUGUGUAACAAA